CGCUUUUUGGUAUGCCAUCUACCGCAUAAUUUUUCAACCACCUGGCAACACUGCCCAGUCUUUACUCAAAGGUCUCUAAUCUUCAAUUUUUAUAAAAACGGAUUUGAACUUUCUGGUCAAAUAUGAAAAUAUAAUAUUGGUUAGUCAAUCUCAUAUGUGUAAAAGAAUAUACUUUUAUCAUGAUUGAAGUUACAAAACAAAAUUUUAAAGAGAUAUAUCCAAUAUUGGAGGAUGUAUUGAAGAAUGCGACUUUCAUAUCAUUUGAUUUAGAAUUUUCAGGUAUAGAAACUGACAAUAUAAGAAAUAGUUUGUUUGAUUCCAUUGAGGAGCGCUAUGAUAGCAUCAGGAAUACUAUUCAACCAUAUAUAAUAGUGCAGUGUGGUAUUACUGCGUUUGAAUAUAAAUUUAGCUAUGAUGCAGUAGUCUUCAACUUCUUUUUGUUGCCUAAAUCUAUUCCAUCGAAAAAUAGACGAUUUCUUUGGAAUGUAUCUACAUUGGAAUUCCUGUCUGAAUAUGAAUUUGAUUUCAAUAAAUUUGUUCAUAAUGGUAUUUCAUACAUUGAUGAGGAGGACGAAGAAAUUUUACGGCAGCAAGUACAAGAUGACACGUUGCUUUAUAACAUAGAACAGCACAUAUCCUUUAAAGAAAAAGAUGAACUCAAAUAUUACAUCAAUCAGAUAUCAAAAUGGUUAAGCACUACUACUGAUGAAACCAGUUCGUUUAAGAUCAAUACUUCUACUCCAAGUUUCCAGUAUCUCAUGCAUAAAAAAUUGAGGAAACUUUUUCCAUGUGUUUGGACUUGCUCAGGAGAUAAAUCAAUAACUGUAAUAAAGGUUCAACCAGAUAUAAAAGAAAGUUGGGAAAAAGAAGAAGGCCCCAUGUUGGAGAAUACAUUAAUAGAAUCAUAUAUAAGCUUUUCGAAAGUGUUUAAACUCUUGGUUACUCUGAAGAAGCCUAUGGUGGGACAUAAUGCCUUACUAGAUUUAAUGUUUAUACAUCAACAGUUUUAUAAGCCUUUACCACGAAAAUAUAUUGAUUUCAAGAAUAAUAUACAUAAAUUAUUUCCAAUAAUCUAUGAUACAAAAUUUAUAAGUUUCAAUUUAUGGGAAGUUCUUGAGCCAAAAGAAAAAUGGAAACAAAAUUCAUUAGGAUGCAUAUAUACUCAUUUUGUAUCAUUAAGUAACAAAAACAAUAAUGUACACAAUUACUCACCUUAUAUUGGGAUUGUGCAUAAAACAAUACCAGAUCAAUCAGAAGCUAUUACCAAAUCUAUGAAAUGUCAUACUGCAGGCUGGGAUGCUUAUUUUACUGGUUACAUAUUUAUAAAAAUGGCAUUUACAUAUCGUUCGAUUAGUUCUUCUAAUCAAACAAUACAUGCAUACAGAGACAUAGAUCCAUAUGAUAUUAUAGUAUUAAUAAGCUAUAUUAAACGUUUCGAGAACUGCAUAAAUAUUAGUCGUAGCAAUAUAUCAUAUUUGAAACUUGACGGACCCGACCCUGUGCCAACUCGAGCGAAUUGGCUUUAUGUGAAAUCAUUAACAUCGAAGCCAAUAACCGAAACGGAGAUAUGUAAACGAUUGUCGAAAUUCGGCUCUGUUGAUGCAAGGAAAAUCACAUCGAAAUGCAUGUUAGUCGCAGUAAGAAGUCAAGAAAGCGCUCAGAAGAUAUUGUACUUUUCAAAGGAGGAUCUGGAGGAACUGUACAUAGUCCCUUACAAUGCGAUAUGUCACUCGCCCUCAAUACGACUUUUUUUUUGGAAGAGGAACUAUCGCGGAAACUAUCGCUGCUCCUUUCAUCUGCAAAUUCCUCGAUCCACUUAACUCGAUGUUUCCUUAAUAAGAACUUUAGAAGGUGUUCCUUUGUUUUCAUGCGGAUACAUAGAAUCUGCAUAUUCAUCCCAUUAAAAAUUUACUUUAAUAAUUUCCCCAUAGUGAGUCAAAGUAUUUAAAUAUCGAAAUAAAAUUAAUAAUCGUAAGUAUUUUAAUUAUCUGAACUCUCCGAUUCAGCAAUUUAGGAAAACUGAGAAGUGCCAAGAUA
Molecule: messenger RNA, 2037 nt
Organism: Odontomachus brunneus
Lineage: Eukaryota; Metazoa; Arthropoda; Insecta; Hymenoptera; Formicidae
Product: pre-piRNA 3'-exonuclease trimmer-like
Exons: 12
Coding region: 180-1820 (546 amino acids)
Biological process (GO): nuclear-transcribed mRNA poly(A) tail shortening
Cellular component (GO): cytoplasm; endoplasmic reticulum
Molecular function (GO): poly(A)-specific ribonuclease activity; RNA binding
Source: RefSeq, a predicted model, not a curated record